AUGGUGGUUACUCCUGCCUUCGAUAAGAGUCUUUUCCUCUCCAGUCUGGGUCCAGAAUAUGUGGGUUUCGACCAUAUCGCCUGGUAUGUUGGGAAUGCCAAACAGGCAGCAUCCUUUUACGUUACCCGGAUGGGGUUUAAACACAUCGCAUAUCGUGGCCCUGAAACUGGUUCGCGUGUCAUAGUAUCAUACGUGGUCUCCAAUGGCGAAGCGGUCUUUGUUCUCACCUCUCCGAAUUGCGCCCCAGGUCUUGAAUGGGACGACCAUGUCUCCGAGGAGGACGCUGAUCUGCUCGCCGAGAUCCAUGAUCACUUGACUAAACAUGGGGACGGGGUUAAGGACGUUGCCUUUAGGAUCAAUGGAGAUAUCAAGGAGGUCUGGAAGAAAGCUGUCGGUCACGGCGCAACCUCGACUUCGCCUCCUACCAUAUUGCACAAGAAUGGACACGGCUCGAUUACCUUGGCGACGAUAGGAACUUACGCGGACACGGCGCACUCUCUAGUCAAUCGGGAGGGAUAUACCGGUCCGUUCCUGCCGGGAUAUGACAAGGUCACCGAGGAGGAUCCCAUAAACAACCUCCUGCCCCAAAUCGACGUUAUCGAUAUUGAUCAUUGUGUGGGCAACCAGCCGUGGAAUGGAGUCGACCCUGUUGUUAAAUAG
Molecule: messenger RNA, 660 nt
Organism: Aspergillus melleus
Lineage: Eukaryota; Fungi; Ascomycota; Eurotiomycetes; Eurotiales; Aspergillaceae
Product: VOC family protein
Exons: 1
Coding region: 1-660 (219 amino acids)
Biological process (GO): L-tyrosine catabolic process
Molecular function (GO): 4-hydroxyphenylpyruvate dioxygenase activity
Source: RefSeq, a predicted model, not a curated record